Monomorium pharaonis (pharaoh ant) is the source of this 10204-nucleotide messenger RNA. RefSeq names its product A disintegrin and metalloproteinase with thrombospondin motifs 7. Lineage: Eukaryota; Metazoa; Arthropoda; Insecta; Hymenoptera; Formicidae. The transcript is spliced from 19 exons. Gene Ontology annotation, biological process: proteolysis; extracellular matrix organization. The coding region runs from base 6073 to 9780 and encodes 1235 amino acids. Gene Ontology annotation, molecular function: metalloendopeptidase activity. Gene Ontology annotation, cellular component: extracellular matrix. The record is from RefSeq and is a predicted model, not a curated record.
ACAUUAUAUACCUUAGAAUAACAAUUUCUUCAUAAAAAUAAUUUUUAGCCAACAACAAUUUUUCAACAGAAAACGAUUUCUGUAGUCUGAAUAGCUAUAAAAAUACGCGUACGAGGACUAUUACUAUAAAAUUACUAAAAUACCGUAUGUUACUUCUUAGCUCGUGCAACGUGCAUGUGUGCAAUGUCCGAAGCUGCAUAUGGCUAUGUUCGGUCCAAAUAUGGGCCCAAUCGGCCUCCGGGAUGGGUCGAUAGUUUAAAGUUCUUAGUUUUUUUUUGGGCCGCGUAAAGCGAGCAAGAACAAUCGAUGCUUUGUUACCCGUUAAAGCCCGAAGCCAGUAAAUCAGAACGCUUCCACGGACGCCGCUUCUUUACCUGCGCGAGAACCGGCAAGAAUGGUGCAUAGGUAAUCGAUGACUUUGCAUAUAAAACAUAAUAAUAACAUCAUAAAUUUCCAGGCCAAAGAGAGAGUUCGAUGAAUAAAUUAAACAACGCGGGGCCGGCCAGCACGAAUCAGCGGCGCCAUCGAUCAACGAUCGCAACGGCUUUCCAUUGAGGACAAUGAAUAAAUUACGGGAUGAUAUCCUACAAUCGGCAGGAUCCAUUAACAUGGACGCUAAAAAUUCGCUGGACCAACCGGUCCGUACGAUAUAGCGGCUUGCAAAAUGAACGCGUUACUCACGCUAAAGCGCAGUUUUGCUUUGUUUCUUCUUUUUUUGUUUUUAUUUCGAAGUGCAGCGCGACGAGCUCUCAUUAGGAUCUACAUCUAUAAUUUAUCCUUUACAUUAGGGGUUCUCGAUGCUACGUAUAUACAAGAUUUCACAUUGUACGAGGGACUGUACAAGUAACAUCAGGUUUUUGUGUUCAUUUCUAAUCGUUAUGGCCACGUCUCUUUACCUUCUCUAUUUUUCAUCAUUAUCUGCUAUAUGCACGGAUAUCUUAUUGAGUACACUCUGGGAGCCGUGCACCGAGCUCCGAUAUAUGUAAAUAUAGUAUACUCCUUUCCUUCUUCCACUCGCCUCCUCCGUCGUUUCGCUGUGUCAACCCUGCGGAUAUACCCAUCCGCAGAUGAGAGGCGUGGAUGGGGAUCUACGGGUGGUCUUUUCGCGCUCAUCACUCCGACUGUCGAUGACAACCGGUCGUUGGCCGGUCGGAUAAUUAAGGAUCUACCUGCGCCAAGCGCCGGGGGGGAAAAGAACGUGCUAAAUUGCCGGGGCCUAGAGGUCUAGGGAUGACGCUGCGCGAUACACAUCGCAGGCGCCUCGGGCUCCGUCGACGCGCCGCGCCGUCCGUCGUCGCCGACGGUGGCGGGACGGAAAACGCGCAUCAGCAUCAGUCGGGAGUCCACGGCCGGUUACUCGUUUCGCAAGCGGGAACCGCGUAUUAGCGACGUUAAACGGUCGGCGACAAACGGACCGGAGAGAAAGAGAGAAGUCUCGGCCCCACCGUUAUUUAUGGCUGUAACUCGCGGAUUUUGCAUAAGCGGCUUGUUGAGCGAGAAUUGGAGAGAGAGAUUAGGGUGUCUCGAGUCGGGCUUCCUUCCUUUAAGAUCCCGCCUAAUUCCUGUUUAUAUGACACCAAGGCGCGGUCGAGCGCGACACGGAAAGGGAGUUGGAGAAUCUAGCCUUCUUCUUCUUCUUCUUCUUCUGUGGGCGAUUUAAGUGAUUGAGAGCUAGCGUGAAUUAUUUUUCAAUCUUACGUCGAUCACGGAGAGAACGUACCGCGAAAAGAGUGUAACCUACUGUUUACUUCAAUCAUUCCGAUCAACACUCUCGCCAGUGUCGCGUGACGGCUGAUUUACCUCUCGAAGACGCCGUUGAUGCUCACGCCGCGCCGAUUCACGUCUCCGACCUUCCUCGAAAGCUGUCAAAUUCAAAUUAGCGCUAUCGCACGCGGCCGCCCAUGUAGCCGCUUUGCUGCCACGUUACUGAAUACCGCGGGUACCGCGAGGGUAUCCCGCCUGUCAUGCACGUGAAUGGAGACUCAAUGCAUCUUGGCGGAUACGCUCCGGUAGACUUAAUCAAACGUACACCGACCGGCCAAGAGUUAAUUCAACGGUACGGCCGAUCGUUUGUCAUACGAGAAGGACGGAGGAGCCGAGCAGUUUUACCAGGGCACGCAAAAACGACAUGCGCCGCGAAUAGAGUGGGUGGUCUCGCGUCUCUCAACGACGAUGACGACGACGACGACCGUCUCUCUUUCUCUCUCUCUCGGUGCAGCUCGCGAGCGUAUCGAAACAUCGCCGCUUUGCCAGAGAUAGCACCUACGACGAGCAAUAAAAUCGGUUACCGCGGAGCACGCCCUAUACUCUGUCAACCCUCUCUUUCUCUCUCUUUCUCUCUCUCUCUCUCUCUCUUUCGAGAGAGACUAUAAACUCAUGAAUAAUACGAUGAAGCCACGAUACCAUCGGGCCACCAGGUAUAAGCGCCGUAGAAGUCGCAAACACAGCGACGGCGCUAACUAAUCGGGCGCGGCGGCCGGAUUUAUCGCUCAUCCGCGGAGUUGAAUUACCGCUUUGCUUGCGAAUUGUCGAUCGAUUUCGAUGCGGCGCGGCGGCAGCGACGGCGAUCGCAUAUUCAUUAUUAGACCGGCAUUAUCGUUCAAGUUGCACUUCGUAGAUAACACGUCGUAGACGUGGCUUUCUCUCGCUCUUUCUCUCUCUCUCUCUCUCUCUUUAUGUUAGCAUAAUAUUUCCACCAUCGAUCAAUCCCACCAUCGAUUUAUCGCCUGUCCCGACGCGACAGCGUAAGGCCGCCGCAAUUCCGUCGAACCCGCCCGCUGAUACUGUAUGCGUCGCACUGAAAAUCCGUGACACGAUUCCGCGACGGCGACAACGAGCCAGCACAAGUCCGCAGAGCGCAGUUCCGUCCUCGCUCUCGAGACCGAGGCAGAGAAUUAAUUGUCCGCGGAAGAUAUACGACUUCGGCAACGACUUUCUUGAUAAUAAGCAGGUAGCUUGGUAGCUAUUCGCACGUCCUACGAACCUCGCGCUCGCGUGGGCCGGUCAUUUGUGGAUUUUAGAAUCGAUACGACCUUCGCCUACAGCCACCGCCGCCGCCGGCUGCUGUUGCUGCUGCUGCUGCUGCUGCUGGACGAGAUCAACCGGCGCGCCGAUAAUGCGGCAUCUGUGCACAGUAAAUUCGAUAAUCGUACCAAGCGCACAUAAAAGCGCUGUUAAAAGUAGUAAAUGUAUAACCUUUCCAUCCGCCGCCGCCGCAUCGUGGCUACAUUAGACGGCUUCAAAGUAAAAGAUAAGAUUUCUCGAGAGCGAUUUUCGCAAUAUCCUAUAUGCUCCUUCUUCUUCUUCUUCUUCUUCUUCUUUUAUAAAGGUACGCGUAUACUACAUCAAUUACUUAAGAUAUACUUGAUAUUAAAUGUUCAAAUAGCAAUGCAAAACAUACAUGUUAUAUAUGCGUUAAGUAAUUGUAUGCUUUUUAAUUCAUUAAAACGUACGCCAACGUACUUUGCAGAAAUGAAAAAUUUAUUUUUCGUCAGUUUCAGUUUCGGACAACAUGACUAUCUGUAUCGUAUUUGUUUAACGUAGCACGUAAAGAAACAAUCUUUUUGAAGGCAGGCCACACGGUUUGUUGCGCGUUUUGGGCUCUUCCUUAGCGGGAGAUUGCUCUUUGGCAUCGCUUUCGUAUAUAAUCCCCGACAUCUCCGGCCUCUCUUGGAUGCUGUACACGUACGAUCCCACCUCGCUUCCCAUUUCGGCAUUACACGCCGGAGCCCCUUUGCGCGUGGGAUGCCGAUGGGCUCGAUUUCGGUCGAGCGAACUCAAUGAGGAGAGAUACAAUCCGGCGGAGUGAGCGCCGGAGUACCGCUUGCGAAAUCGGAGUGAAUCUCUCCGCGCGAACGAGACGAGAACGAGAGGUACGAGGAGGGAAUGGCGGAUCGAAAGGAUUAAGAAUGAACGUAACGAUAAAUUUAUCACUGUCUGAGAAAGAAAGAAAUAGCAGACGCUGCAUACAUAUUGGAGUAUCGGAUCGGGAGUGGAAACGCGUGUCAAGUAAGAUAGACGCGAUUUUGUGCGAUAUCAUUCGUGCCUUUUCUUCGCGCCCUGCCUCACAAAUCUCGAACCACGGAUUAAAUGUAUACGCGUAGAAUGUGAGAAUAUAAAAUUGGGAAAAAAAUGAAAAGAGAUCCUCGCGAAGGAUUCAGACAAACGGUACGUAUCGUGAAAAAGUGAUGAAAACGGAAAAAUCUCUCCUUGCAGACGCUGAACAUUUUCUUAUAGAUAUCGAUUAUCCAUAUUACAUAUUUCCUAUCUUUCUAGUCCAUUAAUUCCUGUGUUAGGUCGAUUUUCAUUGGGGAGAUAAAAAAAUUAAUCCGCACAUUUCUCUUCCGAAAAACUGCAGCGAAGUUGGAUUUGCGAGCCGAAAUGGUGAAAUUAAUUUCACUGAGAUCUCUAUCUUCCGCAGAUGCGUGCUCCCGUUGCCGAGGCGUUCCUUUUUUUUCUUUUUUUUUUUUUUUUAAUCGUCGACGUCUGGGAAAGGAAUUACCGGCUGUAUCGGCUUAAUGGUUCCGUCGAGAGGAUAAAACGGUAUAUCGCGCAAUUAAUCCGAAAGGAUCGGCAGAGCGUGUCAUAAGAGCUCGUAAACCCAGGAAGCGUCCUUUUCCGUGUCCUCUGAUGCAAGAACGGAGCAGUAAUAAAAGAGCCGUGAGAGGAAAAUCGUGCUGCCGGAUCGAUGCUGCCUUGAGAUGGAUUGGUCUCGGGCUUAUGCAAAUUCUGUAUUUGAGUAAUGAUGAAAAGGCGCAUACACUCACUGUGAACACUGGCAACGCGUAAGACGGCGUUAGAGUUUAGCAACGUACUAGAAUUCUCUCUUUUCCUUCGCUCGGCGAGGAGAUCAGUUUACUCCCCAUCGCGCUGUCUAUCCCGUGACUGGUCGGGGAAAGAGACAGAGCAGAUCCGAGAGCAAAAACGUAUCGCUCCGUAGGCGCUCGUAAAAUCAGGAAGAAUCCUCUCGGAGGCGCGCGAGAAGAAUCGCGAAACGAGACGAGACGGGAGAGAAGGAGCCGCUAGAAACGAUUGAGAGAAGUAGAGGGAGACGGCGAGGCGGACGCGCGGACGACGGAACGACGAGGGAGACGGAAGAGACGACCGAAGGAGAGAGGCGUACAGAAAACGGGUCCACGGCUGGGUGGAGGAACUAGUCUCACCUAGUAGAUCGCCCUGUCGCGGUGUGUGCUUUCGCGGGCGGUCGAGAGACGCGAAACCGAGAGAGUAGGAGGAGGGAACGUGUGCGGGUUCCCUUCUACGCGACGCGACGUGGCGCGAGAGAGGAGGCGGAAAAAAAGAGAGGCGAGAGAGCACACGCACACGCACACGCACACGCGCACGGACGCGUGUGCACGCGAGAGUUGCACGGUGUUUGCACCGGGAGGAAACGCACGUACGUGCGGAGGGAAUCGAGAGACAGAGGGAGAGAGAGAGAGAGAGAGAGAGAAAGAGACGGAGAUGGAGAGAGAAAGGGGGGAAGCGGGGGAGACGGAUCGUGUGUAUGUACCACCAGAAGAGUGUACCAGGCUACUAGUGUUGUGACGGCGAUCGUGCCCACGACUUCUUCUCCGGCGGGCCGGCAUCCGCGUUCUUCAUCCGUCCGCAUCUUCCUUUCCGUCGCGCCCUCUCCCCAUCCCGUUGGCGUCGCGUCGGAUACCCUCUCCGCGUCCCUCCACGUUCUCCGGAGCCCUUGGUGUCCUCUACCUCGUCGGGAGGGAGGGACGAAGACGAUCCCUUCCAGCCUCCCUCCUCGAGCUUUUCUUGCUUCUUUGCCCGAAGUUUCUUGUGUGCCUCGCUUCCUUUCUCUUCCCUAUCUUCGCGCGAUAAGCGUCUCUACUUCCGGGGCGAAAAGUGAAUUUUUUAACGUGACGGGAUCUCUCCUGGACCCGAGACCGGGUCACCAAGGCGGAGUGUCAUUGUAAAGUGUGUGCCGCGAUCUGGUGGACUACGCACGUGCGAGUACAGGAAACGCGCGCCACGUGCUGUUGCGACGUCAUCGCCAACGGCGAUAGAAUAAAGGGGUAACAUCGACAGACAGCAAGGAGAUCGCGUUUCGUUAGAGCAAGAAACAUGUUCGAUUCAGUGCCAAUCAUGCGGUGUCUAUUCAUGAUCCAGAUUCUAAUCGCCGUGGUGCAGCCGAACCUCGAAGCCCGGCAACGGCUAUCUAACGUCAGAGGGAUAUACACCCUGCAGGAACAUUUGCACGAUCACGAGAUCGUAAUACCACGGAAGGUGAAUCACUUAGGCGAUUUCAUCUCGGAAAAUGUUACUCAUCAUCAUCACGAAGACGGGCCAGUCGUUCAUUAUCGAGUGGCGGUGGCCGGUAACGAGUACCAUCUCGAGCUGACAGCGGUCGACAACUUCAUCGGCCGUGCAAUGGUCGUCGAAAGACGGAAGCGAGAUGUGCACGUCCGCAGCCCGGCGAAAAGUCAUGGCAGCAAAUGUCAUUAUCGAGGAUUCAUUAAGGGCCAUCGGAAUUCCCGCGUCGCUCUGUCCGCCUGCGAUGGUCUGGCAGGUAUGCUGCACGGCGAUCACGGCGAGUUCUGGCUGGAACCAGUCGCCGUGUCCCUGGAAGAAAAACGCGGCACGUCGCCGGCCGAAGAGGCGACGAGCGGCGACUUAGGCGCCGGUACCCGCACGUCGUCGGUCUACGGGGACCCGACAACCGCCGGCCGGCCUCAUCUCGUCUUCCGGCGCUCGGCCGAGCGGCAGCAACAGCAGCUCGAGAUCGGCGCCGGCGGCCGUACCAAGCGACGGCGCAAAAAGAAGAAGAAGCAGGAGAGAAAUUGCGGCACCCGCGAACCGCGUCGAUUGACAGAGACGCGGCUCGAAUGGCAAACUCAACCAGGCCUCGUCCAAGUUCAGGGCCGCGGGCGAAGGAAACAUCAUCAACCGAAACGGUGGCAUCGUUCCAAAAGAUCGAUCAGCACGCCGCGUCAUGUCGAGGUGCUUGUCGUCGCUGACACGACGAUGAUGGCUUUUCACCAGGACGGCGACGUGGAGACCUAUCUCCUGACCAUUAUGAACAUGGUGUCCGCGCUCUACCUCGAUCCGACCAUCGGCAAUUUCAUCAACAUCGUGGUGGUCAGAAUUAUUCUCGUCGAAGAAGAAGAUGCAGAGCAAGGACUGGACAUCACGGUGAACGCGGAUAAGACCCUAUACAAUUUCUGCAAAUGGCAACAGAAGCUAAAUCCGAGCGACGACUCGCACCCGAAUCACCACGACGUGGCGAUUCUGGUGACGAGAGAGGACAUUUGUUCGCGUGCGAAUACGCCUUGCAGUACACUAGGAGUGGCGCACGUCGCUGGCAUGUGUCAACCGGAUCGCAGCUGCAGCGUCAACGAGGACAAUGGGAUCACAUUGGCUCAUACAAUAACGCACGAAUUGGGGCAUAACUUUGGAAUGUAUCAUGACACGGAAAAAAUCGGCUGCAGUAAACGCGAGGGCGACACCCUGCACGUGAUGACGCCAACCUUUGAGGUAGACGCUGUUGGAGUCGCAUGGUCUAGAUGCUCCAGAAGAGACAUCACGAACUUUUUAGACCAAGGAAAAGGCGAUUGUUUGGAAGACGAACCAGCAGGUAACGAUUACGCGUAUCCGGAUUUGCCACCCGGUGCAAUGUAUAAUGCUGAGCACCAAUGCAGGCUGCAGUUUGGCGUAAGAGAAGCAUCCGUAUGCUCCCCUUUGCAGGAGAUUUGCUCAAAGCUGUGGUGCAUCGUGGACGGCUCCUGCACUACUAUGCUGCAUCCGGCAGCUCCAGGAACACAUUGUGGAAAACAUAUGUGGUGUCAAAAUCAGGAAUGCGUGCCCAUCGUCGAUCGACCGCGGCAAAUUGACGGCGGUUGGGGUGAAUGGGGAUCAUGGAGCGAGUGCUCGAGAACUUGCGGCGCCGGGGUCUCGAUUGUCGAGAGGAAGUGCGACCAUCCGGAGCCCGCACACGGCGGGAAAUUCUGCAUAGGCGAGAGACGCCGCUACAAGAUCUGCAACACGCAACCCUGUCCGGAAGGCACGCCGAGCUUCCGCGCCGUGCAGUGCAGCAAUUACGACGACAAAGAGUACAAGGAAAAGAAUUACACUUGGCUGCCAUAUUUCGACCAAACGGAACCUUGCGAGCUUUAUUGCACCGAUACAGAUGAAAGCGUAAUCGUACCUUGGGGAGAGGCUGCUCUCGAUGGUACUCCAUGCAACGUCGGCACCAGGGACAUGUGCAUCGCUGGCAUAUGCAGGAAAGUCGGUUGCGAUUGGAUGGUUGAUUCGGACGCUACGGAAGAUCGCUGCGGUAUUUGUCACGGUGAUGGUACUCAAUGCGAGACUACUAGCGGUGUUUACGACAAAAACGAAGGUCCCGGGUACAAGGAAGUCGUUAUCAUUCCGUCCGGUUCUCGAAACAUUAAAAUCGAGGAGGUCGGCAAUAGCAAGAAUUACAUCGGCAUCGGCGUGCCAAAUUCCGACAAAUAUUUCCUGAAUGGAAAACGGCAGAUCACUUUAGCGGGCGAGUACGAAGUCGCCGGGACGCCAGCUCUGUACGAACGUGAUCGAGACAGAGAGAAAAUUAGAAUCCCAGGGCCUAUUAAGGAAGACAUCGCGGUCUAUUUAAUUUACAGAGGUCAAUAUCGCAAUUUCGGACUACGUUAUGAAUACACCGUGCCAAAAAAAGAGCCUGAUCGGGCCCCAGAGUAUUCGUGGGUAUCCUCCGAUUGGACUCUCUGCACAGUCACCUGCGGCGGCGGCAUUCAAACUUCGCACGCGGUCUGUCACGAGAGAAAAAGUGGCAUCGUCGAGGAUCACUUCUGCGACGGUAUAGAAAAGCCGGAACCAAAGUCGCGCGAAUGCAAUUCGAAUCCAUGCCCCGCGAGAUGGUGGGUAGGUCCGUGGCAAAUGUGUCCCGUUACGUGCGGCGAGGGCGCGCUACGCAAGAGAUCGGUGAUGUGUGUAAUCUCUGGCGCGAGUACCGAUCGAUCGGACUUGGCUCUGCCCGAUCGCGACUGUGACAAGCACACGCGGCCCGAAGAAAUGGAACCGUGCUCCGAACUACCACCGUGCGGGCCCACAACGGAAGUACCGUUGAUCGUAUACGCCGACAACAAGGACAUGUCGUUUUACAACAUCAGCCUGAAUGAGCAGGACGGUAUUACGAUAGUCGACGGCCUAACCACCGAGGAGCCGGAGAUCCUCGAGUUCGACAACGUCGUCGACGAGAACCCGGACAAUUCCAUGUACAACACCAAGUCAAAGUGGACAGUAUCGAAGUGGAGUCAUUGUUCGAAUGGCAAGAGGAAUAGAAAGGUCACCUGCUCCGUCCCGGGCGAUUGUAAUCCGAAUAACAAACCGCCCAGCGUUGAGGAUUGUUACAGUGGAAAAUGGAUUACCGGAAGUUGGGGAAGUUGCAACGCGACUUGCCCCGUGAAGUCUGGAGUUAAACAUAGAGAAGUACAGUGUCGUGAUCGCGCGACGGACUUGCUAUCAAACGAUUGCAAUCUCGACAGAAGACCAUUUGAUGUAAAGCGUUGUUAUUACCGACGGCAAUGCGCCAACGAGAAAAAUGUUCAAGAUGGUUUGGCUUGUCCAAACUUGCGGAAUAUGCCCUUGUCCAAAGGCGUCGAGAAACUAGAAUUUAUACGAGGAAACCGCGAUUGUAAGGAUAGCGUGGCUGCAUCGUGUGCAAACUACAGACGCAUGUGCGAUGUAUCAUCGAUCGUACGAGAAAAGUGUUGCGCCACGUGCACAAAACGACGGCGACACGUCCGUCACAACCGGCAACACAUCUUGGCCGAAUAACAAAAUAAAGGGCUGAAAAGCUGAGAGCGCAGAAGUAUUUUAAAAAUAAAUCCUUGUAACGGACAACACAUCCGUCCUGUUUUCGUGUCCAUAUUAUCCGAAUUAAGAUAAAAGCAUAGAGAAAAAUUUCACGCUCGUUUUGUACGUGACAACGAAAAGAUGGAAAAAUAUAUGACAGAGGUGAUAUUACGAGAUUAUAUUUGUAACUUUGUACUAUUGCGUUUUAUAUAUAUGUAUAUUUUGUAUCAAGAAGAUAUAACCAUAGCAACAUGAGCGCAUCAUUCUUUAUCGGCUCAUCUUACAUUUGUUAUGAUAAUUACAAAACAUUGCAAGUGCUAAAUAUAUAUAUUUACUAGAUGCAAUAUUUUAAUGAAGAAAUGAUCAAAAUUGUGUAAAACGGGACGAAUAUUUUUUAAUAAAAAAA